Molecule: messenger RNA, 712 nt
Organism: Dendrobium catenatum
Lineage: Eukaryota; Viridiplantae; Streptophyta; Magnoliopsida; Asparagales; Orchidaceae
Product: 40S ribosomal protein S12-like
Exons: 4
Coding region: 153-569 (138 amino acids)
Biological process (GO): translation
Cellular component (GO): ribosome; cytosolic small ribosomal subunit
Molecular function (GO): structural constituent of ribosome
Source: RefSeq, a predicted model, not a curated record
UCUUUCGCGGUCUAACGGCGCCGUCACCUUAUAUUAUCGCCAUUAACUCUUCUUCUAAAACCCUAGCCAGACUACCAUCUCUCCGCUAACUCAUCUCUCCGCCGCCGAAUGUACUAAAUCUCUUUCAGAUUGAAAUUACUACUAUCGCAGCAAUGGCGGAAGAUGGUAUCCCUGCAGAAGCACCUGCUUCUGUUCUUGGACAGCCGAUGGACCUCUUGACUGCCCUGCAGCUUGUUCUAAAGAAGUCAUUAGCGCAUGACGGGCUUGUCCGUGGACUACAUGAAGCAGCCAAGGCUGUUGAAAAGCAUACUGCACAGCUUUGCGUGCUUGCCGAGGAUUGCGACCAACCAGAUUAUGUGAAGCUGGUCAAGGCUCUUUGUGCGGAUCACAACGUACACUUGGUGACCGUUCCAAGUGCCAAAACACUUGGAGAGUGGUCUGGGCUCUGCAAAUAUGACUCAGAGGGAAAAGCAAGGAAGGUUAUUGGCUGCUCUUGCUUGGUAGUUAAGGACUAUGGAGAAGAGUCAGAGGGUCUUCAUAUUGUUCAAGAAUUUGUUAAGUCUCACUGAACUGCUCAUCAGUUAGUAUCAUCCAUGAAUUUAAAACUCAUGAGUUAAACAAUGAAUUUAGUUUCCAUGCAUGAGCCUAUAUAUAAAUAUUUUUAUGUGUGAACUUAGUUUGUUAUAAUGUUUUGAAGUCAUAUGAUGCAGAA